AGAAAGAAAAUUUAAACAUUCUAGUCAUUCAAAUCAAACUUCAGACGCAGUACUCGCUGACCGCAACACUAGUCCUAUUACACAUGAAGGAAGUUCUGAAAAUGAAAUUAUCAACGCUAGAACUGAGGAAUUAGAUCCUUUUGAGUUUUUACAAUCUAGUUUAAAUAAACCUUCUUCCUCCAACACUUCAGAUUCAAACAUCAAAAUGCCACUUUACAGUGAUCUGCCAGGAAAAAGAUUUUAUUUCCGGGUUACAAGGGAAAGAUUCACCAGUUUUAAAAGAAUUUUCAGAAAUAAAGCUCGAUGGAAUCAAUGGAUUACCACCAUUUCAUCAUCGUAAUGAUCAAGUCGAACAAGACAUAAUUGAAGAGGUUUGCAGAAAUGUCAUAAGGGAUAUGGACGCAUACGGUGUGUGUGUUGUAGAUAAUUUUCUUGGACAUGAAAAAGGUAUGGCAGUAUUAAAGGAAGUAAUCGGUAUGUAUCAGACAGGUGUUUUCAAAGAUGGACAAUUAGUAAGUAACAAAGUGAAAAAAGACUUAAAAACUAUACGGGGAGACCAAAUAACAUGGAUUGACGGUAAAGAAACAUUUUGCCGAAAUAUUGGUAUGUUGAUCAGUGAAGUUGAUGCAGUCAUUAUGAGAGCUAAUAGAAUGGUGAAUAAUGGGAAAUUAGGUGAUUACACCAUAAAUGGCAGAACAAAGGCAAUGGUUGCUUGUUAUCCUGGCCAUGGCACUCAUUAUGUCAAACAUGUUGACAACCCCAAUAGAGACGGAAGGUGUAUCACUGCUAUUUACUACCUGAAUGCUGAUUGGGACAUCCAGCGUAAUGGAGGAUUACUGAGAAUCUUCCCAGAAGGAUGGCAAGAUCAAGUGGCAGAUAUUGAACCCUUAUUCGAUCGAAUUCUAUUUUUCUGGUCUGAUAGAAGAAAUCCUCAUGAAGUACAGCCCGCAUAUGAAACCAGAUAUGCAAUAACGCUGUGGUAUUUUGAUGCUGCCGAGAGGGAGGAUGCUUGUCGAAGAUAUCAGCGGGAGAGUAUGUGUUGUGUCCUCCCCUCCCCCCACAACAACCCCCCUCUACUCACUAACUGUAGCUAACUUGUCGCUCAUCUCUCAUCUAACCCUGUGGGGACCUGACCGUGGCCUUUCAAGGGCUCAGUUAAAUGGAGUUUAUAUAAUGUUGUACAGCUUUGUAAUAUAACUUGUUUCAUAAUGUAUAAUUUUAUUAUAAAAUAUUCUUUUCUGUGUACAUAAUGUUGUAUGUAGAAAUGUUCAUUAAAAUUACUUUACUCAUA
Messenger RNA from Homalodisca vitripennis (glassy-winged sharpshooter), 1291 nucleotides. Its product is annotated as egl nine homolog 1-like. The record is from RefSeq and is a predicted model, not a curated record. Lineage: Eukaryota; Metazoa; Arthropoda; Insecta; Hemiptera; Cicadellidae. Gene Ontology annotation, cellular component: cytoplasm; nucleus. The transcript has 5 exons. Gene Ontology annotation, biological process: cellular response to hypoxia; peptidyl-proline hydroxylation to 4-hydroxy-L-proline. Gene Ontology annotation, molecular function: L-ascorbic acid binding; peptidyl-proline 4-dioxygenase activity; ferrous iron binding. The coding region runs from base 396 to 1094 and encodes 232 amino acids.